Molecule: messenger RNA, 789 nt
Organism: Drosophila erecta
Lineage: Eukaryota; Metazoa; Arthropoda; Insecta; Diptera; Drosophilidae
Exons: 2
Coding region: 1-789 (262 amino acids)
Cellular component (GO): extracellular matrix
Source: RefSeq, a predicted model, not a curated record
AUGAAGAAGCGACGCAUAACCAGCCCAGCUGGAGACGUCGAUGGAUUUCGAUUUGGAUUUGGACCCCAAGCUCGGAGUCCAACACGUUUGGGCUUCCGCAUUGCGGCGCGGCCACUGAAAGAUUUGCUGCCACUGGUGGCGCUAAUUGCUGGAUUCGGGAUGAUGGACGCAUGCGCAGCGGUUGGAUACUCCUAUGCGAGAUUCGAGGGUCCGGUGGUGGGGCCGGAGCACCUGGUCACCGUGCACGAUGGACGCACCGUGGACUACGUGGCCCGUCCCGAGUACAGCUUCGCCUAUGGAGUCGAGGAUGGCAAGUCGCGCGUGCUGCAGAAUCGCAAGGAGACGAGGAACGGGGACGAGGUGAGAGGAGUUUACAGCGUAGUCGAUCCGGAUGGCACCUUGCGUGUGGUUAAAUACACGGCCGACGAUGCCAACGGCUUCCAAGCUGAGGUUAUUACGAACGGUGUGAAAACUCUGCACGGCCAUGGAUCCGACGGGGAUGCGGGUGGCGGUUCGGUGGACAACCAGGUGAGACACCACAGCUCCGAGGCCCACAAAGCGGACACGGAUGAGGAUGAGGAGGAGGAGGAGGAGCGAGCACCGCACCAGGAAAAAGGCCAGUACCAAGUGCACGAGGAUUACGAUGAGGGUGGUGGCGAGGGGGAAAAGGACGAGGAGGGGGAGGAGGAGGGUGGGGAUCACCAGGAGUACGAGGGCAGCAGCGAGGAAGGAUAUGUCGAAGCAGAUGCUCACAGUCAGCAGGAGGAGUCCAGCAGCGAGGAUUACUAG